Molecule: messenger RNA, 579 nt
Organism: Lolium perenne
Lineage: Eukaryota; Viridiplantae; Streptophyta; Magnoliopsida; Poales; Poaceae
Source: RefSeq, a predicted model, not a curated record
AUGGAAGAUGAGGAGGACUUCUUGGACGUCCUGCUGCGCCUGAGAGAAGAAGGAACCGCCGGACUAGAGCUCACCGACGAUAGCAUCAAAAGCCUCGUCAAGGACAUGAUCUUCGCUGGAACCGAGACGACAUCUAUCACGCUGGAAUGGGCCAUGGCUGAGCUCAUCCAAAACCCGCGGGCAAUGGCCAAGCUGCAGGACGAGGUAGCACGAGUCUCCAACGGCAACCCGACCACCGAGGAAGACGACCUGCAAAGGAUGGAGUAUCUCAAGGCAGUGCUCAAGGAGUCGCUCCGGCUCCACCCGCCGGCGCCGCUCCUCGUCCCGCACGAGUCGACGGCCGCCGCCGUCGUCCAGGGAUACGAAAUCCCGGCCAAGACCGCGCUCUUCAUCAACGCGUGGGCGAUCGGGCGGGACCCGGCGGCGUGGGGCGACGCGGCAAAGGAGUUCCAACCGGAGCGGUUCCUCGACGGCGGUGGCGUGGCGAGCAUCGACCUGCGGGGGAACGACUACCAGCUCCUCUAUAAUAUCCCAGCUCAUCAAGUCAAGCGCUACAAACUUCAAUGUGAUUUUGCUUAA